CUCUUGGACAGAUCUUCUUUGUAUUGCUGGAGAGAUCCGAUUAGUAUUUUGGUCAAAAGUCAUGGAAUGUUCCAGGUUACUCCAGAUCCUGCCACACGAUGGCGUACUCAGCGACCCAGAGUUUUUUUCAGCAGCUGAGGGACAUGGCUGGCAGGCUGUCCUCUGGUUCCAAGGGAGCGGGAAUAGGCCUCAAGUUACUACUGGGUGCUGGUGCAUUGGCUUAUGGAGUGAAAGAAGCCACAUACACAGUUGAAGGUGGGCAGCGAGCUAUUAUUUUUAACAGAAUAGGAGGGAUGCAGGACACAGUUCUUUCAGAAGGGCUGCACAUCAGGAUACCAUGGAUUCAGUACCCUGUCAUUUAUGACAUCAGAGCCAAGCCAAGAAAGGUCUCUUCCCUCACUGGAUCCAAAGAUCUCCAGAUGGUGAACAUAGCCCUUCGUGUCCUGUCCAGACCCGAGGCCUCAAAGCUCCCAUUCCUCUACCAGCGCUUGGGCAAGGACUACGAUGAGCGAGUCCUGCCCUCCAUUGUCAAUGAAGUUCUGAAGAGUGUGGUAGCCAAGUUUAAUGCAUCCCAGCUCAUCACACAGAGAGCGCAGGUGUCCUUGCUGAUUCGCCGUGAGUUGUUUGAGAGGGCCAAGGACUUCAACAUAAUCCUUGACGAUGUGGCCAUCACAGAGCUGAGCUUUAGCAGGGAGUACACUGCAGCUGUGGAGUCUAAGCAAGUCGCCCAGCAGGAGGCCCAGAGGGCUCAGUUCUAUGUGGAGAAGGCUAAGCAGGAUCAGAGACAGAAAAUCAUCCAGGCUGAAGGAGAGGCUGAAGCCGCUAAAAUGCUUGGAGAAGCUGUCACUAAGAAUCCUGGCUAUCUGAAGCUGAGAAGAAUCCGAGCCGCUCAGGCUAUUGCAAAGACUGUGGCUGCAUCACAGAACAGAGUUUACCUGAACGCAGACAAUCUGGUCUUGAAUCUCCAGGACGAGUCCUUUAACAAUUUAACGCUGAAUACUAUUCAGGGAAAGAAGUAGCUUCAAAAGCACCUUGCAUUCCAUGUUGUUCUGAGACAUCCUUGAAGAACCCAGUAAAUCUUGAUGACAAACGAGUGUGUGCUGUCUCAUUGUCAUGUUGCAUAUUUAUUGUUGUGUUAUAAGCCUGGUUCUGUUUGUUUUUGUAGAAUGAACUACAGAAAAAAGUGAAACCCCCAAUCAUGUUAGUUUACAUUAAUUUAAUACUCAAAUGCCUGUACUGGUUACUCCCAUAGUUCAGCAUUCUGGGUACUCUUCUGUUAAAAAAAGCAGGCCUGAUUUUCAGUUAGUUUCAAUUCCCCUAACUUGAUUACUUAAUAAUAUACGUGCAAGUGCUUCUAUAAACUUGUAGGUUAUAUUUGACCUUUUAACAUUUUACACAAAACCCACAGGCAUAUAAUGGACUAUUUUAAAACUGUAUGGGUCACUACAUCUUUACAUUGCAUUUUAAAACCUGAUUUUGUUUUGAAUUAGAAUCUGGGUUGUAUGUACAGCGCGUAUAAAUUCACUCAGACACAUUUUCAAAGCAACAUGCAACUAAUGGACUUUAUUAUUAGUUUUUUUUUUUUUUUUCCCCUACAGCAACGUGCCGUGUUAAUUCUAUUGAUCCUGGAAACACCAGGACAAAAAAUAAAAAUGGAUUUGAUUCAAAUUGGGUUUAGUGUGUCUAACUCCUGUUGUACAUUUUAUGUUGUGUAUCAUUUUGUAUGUAGUCUUGACAUAUAUUAAAGCAUAUAGAAUUAUA
Molecule: messenger RNA, 1761 nt
Organism: Acipenser ruthenus (sterlet)
Lineage: Eukaryota; Metazoa; Chordata; Actinopteri; Acipenseriformes; Acipenseridae
Product: prohibitin-2-like
Exons: 10
Coding region: 99-1019 (306 amino acids)
Biological process (GO): mitochondrion organization
Cellular component (GO): mitochondrion; membrane
Source: RefSeq, a predicted model, not a curated record